Malaya genurostris is the source of this 1339-nucleotide messenger RNA. RefSeq lists its product as uncharacterized. The transcript has 4 exons. Lineage: Eukaryota; Metazoa; Arthropoda; Insecta; Diptera; Culicidae. Bases 327 to 1130 code for a protein of 267 amino acids. The record is from RefSeq and is a predicted model, not a curated record.
UUAGGACUCUACUGUAAUACUGUUAUUGAGUACUCCGUCUUGUCUUGUUUACAUUCAUUAUGCGAGCUAGUUAGGAUACUUAAUGUGAUGAAUAAGGUUCUAUAUUGAUUGAUUGGAAAAUCGGUGGUAAAAAAUACGUCGAAGUUUUGAGAUAGUUUAACAUCAGAAAUACUGGGAGUAGCCAUGAAAAAUAAAAUAGACUGAUGUUUACUGCUGUAGCGAAUGGGGCACUCACAUUUCAAAACAAAACAAAGAGAGUGUGAGUAUCUUUUCGGUCACUCCAGCAACUUUGACUCUGAUCAAACCCAACAAUUUCCACCUAAAGGAUGGAUGAAUACGUGAGAGCGUACCUGAAACUUUGGGAAUUGGAUGAAUUGAUACCAAGAUUUAAAGAUGAAGAAAUUAACGAAAAAGCGUUCAAAUGUUUAACGGAAGACAUCAUACGGGAGCUUAUUCCAAAGUUGGGCAAACGAGCUAUUUUUCAAAGGGCCUACCAAGAAUUCCGCGAUGGAUUAGCGAAUGAUACCCAGCAAAGUGACGGUGUUCUACCGGACGAGUCAGCUGACGAAAGUGUAACCGAGCCGCAGCUAGAAAACCAGGAAGACGAACAACAAUCAGAGAACCAUAUAAAACCAUCCGUUGACAUAAAAAUCGAAUUCACGAAUGAUAAUAUUCAUGUUGUCGAGGUUCUGGAACACAUUCCUACGCCUCAACAAGUAGCAGAAUCCUCAAAUGUAAGUGCUCCGAACAAAGGCCACACUCCGUUCACACUGGUCAGUAUUGCCCCUCUGGACGAGCUGUCGGAGCAAGAUUACAAAACAGCAACCGAUUUACGGGCUUUAUUGAGCUCGUGUCUUGAUGGUCGCUUACAUGCAAAAACAUUCCUCACGCGCUCCAAUCGGGCGGUACUAAGCAGAGAAAUUGUAAAGUUUUUGUUCAAUAAAAAUGGGGGCAUUUUGAGCAACGAAGUCCUGCACAGCUGGGCCCGUGCCGUGGAGGUGGUGUUCAGCACCGAAAUCACAGCACUUUAUUUUAGGCAGUCCGAAGAUGGUUCAACCUGUUCCGGUAUGUUGUUUGAUUCCUACCAGGAAAUGAAAAGUUUGCGGGAUGAACAACAAGUUAAUAGUUAAAAAUAAAGUCUUACGUGUUUGAAUAAAAAGUUUUAUUUCUUUAUUCAAGAUUAAUAACAAUUGUCAAUGAUAGCAAAGUCUGGCAAACAAAGAGGACAUGCUUCCUGAUCACGCUGCACCUUCGACUCCAAUUUUUUUUUUAUUUCCUUGUCCGAAAUUCCGAUAAUCGUGUUAAUUACAAUGAAAUAUAAAAAAAAUUGCUUCUAAAA